AUGCGCUUCUCGGCGCUUCGGGAACGUGUCUUCCGGCUGAAACAUUUGCCAGCCGGAGAGUUAUCCACUCCACUUAGAAGAUGCUUGAGCACUUUCGAUAUCACACUUCUUGGAGUGGGACAUAUGAUUGGUGCUGGAAUUUAUGUUCUGACUGGAUCGGUUGUGAGGAAUACUGCGGGACCUUCGAUUGUGUUGUCCUUUUUAUUAGCAGGUUUCGCAUCUCUGCUCUCUGCACUCUGCUAUGCUGAAUUUGGAGCUCGUUUCCCAAAAGCUGGUAGUGCUUACACAUAUGGUUAUGUUGGAGUGGGAGAGCUCUGGGCUUUUGUCAUAGGAUGGAAUAUUGUUCUGGAACAUAUGCUGGGUGCCGCUGCAGUGGCUCGUUCAUGGUCAGGAUAUUUGGAUUCGCUGCUUGGAAAUGUCAUUUCUAACUCGACUAUUGCAAGAACUGGGCAUCUUCAUGAGGCAUCUUCAUUCUUUGGUGACUACCCAGACCUUUUGGCUUUUCUUCUAAUUGUUCUCGUUGCCUUCUUUGUUGCCUUGGGUUCAAAAGUGUCUACCAACUUCAAUUCGUUUUUAACUAUCCUCAACAUUGGUGUAGUUGUGAUUGUUGUUUUUUAUGGUAUCACUUUUGCUGACUUCUCUCUUUGGAGUGGUGUCGACGACAAAGGAAACUCGAAGUUCUUUCCGUAUGGAGUAUCUGGAAUGUUCGCUGGAGCUGCGUCUUGCUUCUUCGCUUACAUUGGUUUUGAUGGACUUGCGACUGCCGGAGAAGAAGCUAAAGAACCGGCAAAGUCUAUCCCAAUUGCAACAUUUUCUUCGAUGACCAUUGUCACCCUAUCUUAUGUUCUCAUGUCUGCCUCUCUCACUCUCAUGAUUCCAUACAACAUGGUUCAUCCAACAGCAGCUUUUUCUGAUGCAUUCACAAUGCGAGGAGCUGAAUUCGCAAGUUAUGCAGUUUCUUUAGGAGCUCUUUUUGGAAUGACCACAAGUUUGGUUGGAGGAAUGUUCGCUUUACCAAGAUGUGUAUUUGCAAUGGCUGAUGAUGGACUUCUCUUCAGUUCUCUGGCUUCUGUAAACUCAAAAACUCAAGUUCCUAUUCAAGCAUUACUUGUUUUUGGAUUUCUCACUGCUAUCAUCGCGUUGCUGUUCGAUAUAACUACUUUGGUAAGAUCCUUGGUUCUCAUUAUAGUAAAAUUGAACCGAUCUCAGGUCGAGUUCCUAUCAAUCGGUACUCUGUUGGCUUAUUCGAUUGUCUCCGCGUGUGUGAUUAUUCUCCGGUACCAACCAGCCUAUAAUGUAGAUGAAGGUCAAUUCGAUAACGGAGGAAAACUUCGAUUCAGUAUUCCAUUUUGUAAAUUCCUUGAUCAACUUCAACCAGGGCACUCCAUCUACUAUGGAAUGAGUGUGAUGAUUACGUCCAUGUUCUUAUCUGGUCUUGGAUUCAGUUCCGGAUAUUUCAACGGACCUUACUUAUGCCAGGCUUUCCUUUUGAUCAAUGUCAUUCUAGUAAUUCUUUCCUUCCUCUUCAUCUGUGCUCACUAUCCAAAUAACACUCCAUUGGACUUUAAAUCCACAUUUUUACCUAUGGGCCCCCCCCCCCCUUGUCAUAAAGAGCCGGUUCCUCUGGUUCCUCUAAUCCCCGCUCUGUCCCUGCUCAUCAACACAUUGAUGAUGGUCCAUUUAGCAUGGAUCACAUGGGUUCGUCUUGCAGUUUGGAUGGGUGUUGGUUUUGCUAUCUACUUUGGAUAUGGUAUUCACCAUAGCAAGGAGGAGAUUCAGGAUUCGGAGAGAUUCACAAAAAGUUCUACUUAUGAGUCGGUGGUCUCUGGAGUUGUAGCAGGUGCCACAUCGCCCUGA
This is a messenger RNA of Caenorhabditis briggsae, 1857 nucleotides long. Bases 1 to 1857 code for a protein of 618 amino acids. Gene Ontology annotation, molecular function: amino acid transmembrane transporter activity. The transcript has 6 exons. Gene Ontology annotation, biological process: amino acid transport; transmembrane transport. NCBI's taxonomy places the organism in Eukaryota, Metazoa, Nematoda, Chromadorea, Rhabditida, Rhabditidae. The record is from RefSeq and is a predicted model, not a curated record. Gene Ontology annotation, cellular component: plasma membrane.